UAGCUCUCAACAUGAUGUAUUAAGCAACUAUGUAAUUAUCUGAAUCCAAGAGAUGAAGUUCUCAAGUACGUUCAACCCCCAACCCUAACGGGAUAAACAACCCGUAGUUAUCCAAAUUUCCCAGGAUGGUUUGGUAAUCAGGGGCACCCGAGCUAUCGAGCGGAGCCUCUAUUGCCCCGAGCUGCUUCGAUCGUGAAAUCUGCCCCGAUAUCGUAAACUCAAAGUGCCUGUUCACAGCGUAGCGAUUACAAAUUCAACCCUCCCUCUCUCUCUCCUCAUUUAACAAUCUUACAACGUCAAUUGCACGUAGAGCAAACGUAGACAUAGAGGUAUAAAUAAAGUCUACAUUUCAUCCUGACUCCAAAAUGACGAUAUCAAAAGCAAAAAAGAAAUCUUAACGCUUCGGUGACGUCACCAUGGCCCAAUCCACAUUCCCCAAGAGAUCCGUCUUCGUCACCGGCGCGAACGGGUACAUCGGCUCCGCCGUCUGCCGGGCCUUCGUGCGUGCCGGCUGGCGCGUCUACGGGCUGAUCCGGCGCCCCGAAGCAGCUGGCACUUUAUACUCCGAGGAAACCACCCCUAUCAUCGGGUCCAUCUCCACCAACGCCACGUUCCCCGAGGCCCUAGCCAAAUACACCAAGACCCUCGACGUCAUCGUCUCGUGCACAGAACAAGUCCCCUUCGGCGCGCACUACGACGUCGCCAUCUCCCUCAUCCGCAAGCUCGCCGCCACGUCCAACGCCAACGGCAUCCGCCCCCUCGUCCUCGCCAGUUCCGGGUGCAAGGACUACGGGACAACCGGUAUCCACGGAUCCCCGAGCCUCGCCCCGCACACCGAGGCCUCGCCGCUCCAGCCCAUGGACAUAUUGAAAGAGCGCGCGUUCGCAUGCCUCAAGAUCUUCGAGCACGAGGACUUAUUCGACGCGGCGCUCCUGCGGCCCACGCCCGUAUACGGCUACGACAGCAGCUACUACGGCCUGGUCUUCGAGCUCGCGGCCGCAGCUGCCCAAUCCGAACCCCGCGUUUUGGAAAUCCCGUUUGAUUUCGCCACGAUUAUCCACGGGUGCCACAUCGACGACUGCGCGGAAGCUUACGUCGCGCUUGCUGCGCACGCGGACCGGGACGCGGUCGCGGGGCAAUGCUUCAAUAUAUCCGCUGGCCAAUAUGAGACUUUGGCUAUGAUUGCCGACGCGCUGAAAGCUGAGUACGGACUGCGCGACGUAGUGCGGGCGCCGACUGGGGUUGAGGCCGAUUUGUCGAUGUACAUUGCGCUGGGCCAUAGCCAGUGGGUUGACAGCAGCAAGAUCCGGCGACUGACCGGGUGGACGGAUAAGAGGCUGCCGUUCUGGGAGGGCUUGCCUGUGUAUCGCAUGGCAUAUGAGGAGGCGGCUCGGAGGGGCCACGAGGGUGUGUUAAGGGUUAAGGAGAGGUUUAGGAAUGUGCUUAACGGGACUAAGAAAUAGCUUGAGGAUACUGGUAUAAUGGUGUGAGGUUUAAAGAGAGGUAAGGUAAUUGAAUAACAAUUAUAUGAAAUAUUACCGCCUAUUAUACCUAUACUCACGUUAAGGCAUCUUAGAAACGACGAGAAGUAGCUAUAUUACCUAGGUGCCUAAUCUCUAACCAUUAAUAUGCAAUUAUUAGACGCAAAGAAAAGAUGCAUAUAGUAGCCGUUGAGAAACAUUAUUUUGCUCGUCAAUCCUGACUCAACUCCUCACCCCAAGCCGCGUCCAAUUCACUUCUGUCUUUUUCGACGUCGAUGCUUAAGGUAUAGUUCGAUGAUGAUGAUGAUUGCUUCCUUACACUUGUAGAGAACGUGGCUGUAUGGUGUGUACUAACAUAGCCCUCCUAAUUACAUUAGAAUGAAAGGAAAUAUGUAGUUUCCGUCGCCCCGUCGCCCCG
Messenger RNA from Daldinia decipiens, 1899 nucleotides. RefSeq names its product NAD(P)-binding protein. Bases 417 to 1463 code for a protein of 348 amino acids. The transcript has a single exon. NCBI's taxonomy places the organism in Eukaryota, Fungi, Ascomycota, Sordariomycetes, Xylariales, Hypoxylaceae. The record is from RefSeq and is a predicted model, not a curated record.